AUGUACCUGGUACUAGCGUGUGGCUCAAAUGGUAAGUAUCAGCUAGGACAAGACGAUGAUGAAGAUCAAAGGACGCUUAGACCGUGUAUUUUUCGCAAGGAUGGAGAGCACACAACAACUACAAUUGAUCACAAGCCAAUAAAGGUUGUUUGUGGUGGUAAUCACACUUUGGUCCUCUUUGAAAAUGGAGAUAUCUUUAGUUGUGGAGACAAUGAGUUUGGUCAAACGGGACAUCCAGAAGGUAUACCAGCUAUACCGGUGUUUACAAAAGUCGCAUCAAUGCCGCACAAAUUCAUCGAUAUAUCAUGUGGAUGGGAUUAUUCACUUUUACUCACAGAUCAAAAUGAGUUGUAUGCUUGUGGAAAUGGAUUAAAAGGUGAAUUGGGUCUAGGUAUCGGUAUUUCCCAAGUAACCAGGCCCGAGAUAGUGACUCGAUUUCAUUCCAAGGUUAAGAAGAUAAGAACGGCAGUAAAUCAUACAAUAGUGCAAACAGAGGAUAACAAAUUGUACGGAUGGGGCAACUGCAGAAAGGGCCAAUUAGGGGACAUUAAAGGCGAUUCGGUAAAGAGAGGUGCGAUUUGGAGGCCGACUGAGCUAGAUUUUGGAGUCCCUCAUAUUGAUUCGUUUGAAUUGGGUCGAGAGUUUACCAUAAUACUGACACCCGAUGGCCCUUAUUUAUUUGGGAAGUCAGCUGUUGAGCUGCAAGAGCUACGAAAUCAGGUGGACAGCAACCAGCUGAUUGGAACAAUGUGGUCUUCGGUUCAUUUCAAAAGUCAUAAUACGAUCAAAUCAUUUGGCACCAACACUCAUGGCCAAUUGUAUGACUAUGGCUCAAUCAGUGAUGACUUUGAGUUUGUUGUUGGAAGUGAACACGGCUUAUUGAAACUGGGAAAUAAAGUCUACGCCUGGGGCUGGGGAGAACAUGGUAACUGUGGUGAUACCAAAAGUGAUAACUUGACUAAUGAGGUAUAUAACGCCAACAAGAUAAAUGAUGAUCUGACUAAAAACAUCACCUUCGACUACUUGAAUGUACUAUAUGAUGGAUCUGACGAAGUUUUAAUGAUAGCUGGUGGUUGUGCCACUAGCUGGGUUAGUAUACAUGUGGAAUAG
Molecule: messenger RNA, 1110 nt
Organism: Lodderomyces orthopsilosis Co 90-125
Lineage: Eukaryota; Fungi; Ascomycota; Pichiomycetes; Serinales; Debaryomycetaceae
Gene: ATS1
Product: Ats1p
Exons: 1
Coding region: 1-1110 (369 amino acids)
Source: RefSeq, a predicted model, not a curated record